AUGAAUUAUCACGAUGCGAAAACGUUACGAUAUCGUCUGGAUGCAGGUGAUUCAGCUGCAUUUCAUAAAUCAAUUUUUAAAUCCGUCUCUCUCCCCGAAAGGCGAAAGUGUCGUCGAGGCAGGAUGACUUUUUAUAAUACGCGUUCUGGUGCGUUCAAGCCUGCAGCUGCAGCACCAUGUGAUAUUUUAAUAAUAUGUCUGCAGUUGUGUACAACACUUGGAUUGUAUAAAUCUCUUUUAAAAGAAAUUCACUACGGCGGCGGACAAGACAUGUAUGUGCGUACCGCAGGUCUAUUUUAA
This is a messenger RNA of Macrosiphum euphorbiae (potato aphid), 300 nucleotides long. Lineage: Eukaryota; Metazoa; Arthropoda; Insecta; Hemiptera; Aphididae. The record is from the annotation of a GenBank genome assembly.